AGAAACUUAAAAUUAAAGAGCUCCGUGAUAUUAGCCUAGUUGGGUUAGGUUUUUAUCUCGAGCGAAUUUAUUCUCAUUACAUGUUCAUGUAGAAAAAUUUAUUUAGUUCGGUUAAUAAAAUUCUAAAUGUCACGUUACUCCUAAAUUUUGUGUAAUAAGUUUAUUUGUCACCCACCGCUUGCUCGUCUAUUAAUAAUCAAUCGCCAAUCAUCCCAACUAAACCAGCUACUCGACAUUGGUGAUCCCACUGCUAAUGCAAAUACUGUCUAGUGAAGGUUUUUUUUUUUUUAAAUAAAUAUUCAAGUGACCCAAGUUUAAGCAUUUAUAUUGUAUGUGAUAUUACACACGAAAAAUAAUGAGUCGACAUGAAGGAGUAAGUUGCGACUCCUGUUUAAAAGGAAACUUUCGGGGUCGCAGAUACAAGUGCCUAGUAUGCUACGAUUAUGAUUUAUGUGCUAGCUGCUAUGAAGCUGGAGCGACAACCACUCGACACUUAUCAGAUCACCCAAUGCAAUGCAUACUAACAAGAACUGAUUUUGAACUUUAUUACGGCGGUGAAGGUGUAAGUGUCGAACAACCUCAGUCGCUGACUUGUCCUUACUGUACCAAAAUGGGGUUCACCGAAGCAACUUUACAGGAACAUGUAGCAUCUGAUCACCCGGACACUACAUUUGAAGUGGUAUGUCCGGUGUGUGCAUCACUACCGGGUGGUGAUCCGAACCACGUGACAGAUGACUUUGCGAAUCACUUGACUGCGGAGCAUCGCAGCGGACCCAGAGAUUUGAUAUCUUUCUUAGACGAGCCGACAUCUUCUCGGCAUGGUCCUCGACGAAUACCACACUCUUCUCGUGGUGUCGGUGGUCAGCGAACUAGACGUGACGACAGGACCUUCAGGUCCAACAUGCUUUUCAGUUCAUCCGGAGGACUGAGUCCUAGCAGCCGUGACAGUAUAGACCCGAUCGCCGAAUUAUUGUCACAAUUGUCUGGAGUGAGACGUACUGGAACCAGCACUGGCCAGACUACACAAUUACAACAGUUGCAGAUGCAACUACAAUUGGAACGCCAACAAGUCAGGGCUGCUACGAGACAUCAGUUGGAGCGGCUGCCCAGAAGACAACCGCAGGCGAUUGGUUCUGUCAGCGGUGGAACAAGCGGAACUGGAAGUGCCGCAGGUGGAAGUGGCACCAGUAGCAGCGCUAUUGGUAGCACCAGCGGCAGUGGAAGCGCUGGUGGUAGCGGGAGCAGUUCUGGUACUGCUGGUAGUGCUAGUGGGAACCAUCAUCACUCAACAAUGGCAGGUGUCGUUGCUAACAGUUCAUCGAACAAUAACAAUACGAGUAAUGUUAACCCGUCCAGCGGAUCGUCUGCCAGUUCACAAAACUCUAUGUUUUUGUUACCUAGAUGCAUUACAACAAGCCUAUCAGAAAACCAACUUCAGAACAUAGAACGUGAUAAUGCAAAUCGUAGUUUAUUUGUGCGUGAAAUAGUACUUGGAACUCUCAGUCACACGGUAGCCGAAUUAACAGAACAAUUAGAAAAACAGCAGCUGGAGUUAGAGUCACAGACGGCAUUAGAAGCACUAAAAAAGUUGCUAAGAACUCCGACAACGAGUGAAGAAACUAGCACCACAACCUUAAGUGACUCUGCUGAAAGUAAUAAAGACAAAGACAAAGACAAGGAUGACAAACCUCUCGAAGAGAAUCAGUCUUGUCAUUCACCGCCAUCUGUGCCAGAAGCUCCCAGGGAACCCCAGGAACCUGUCACUUCAGCGCCACCUGGACAAGCUUCACCACAAACACAAUCCCAGUAUACAGUAGCCUCAAAUACGCAUACCACUGCUACUAGCAGCAUCGCUACCAACUUGCAAACCCAAGCUGGACUUCCAUCAGCUAAUAUUCAAACAAUUAUGCACAGCGUCUUACCUCCUCCACCGUUGGUACUGCAGCAACCACUGCCGCCAUUACCGCCAACCCGUAACACGGGAACCGGAACGAUCCGAGAGUCCUCGACAACAAUCGCCGGCUCGCAACCGCCAUACUUAACCACUCGAGGCGUUAACGUUACCAGCGGCGUUAACUCCGUCAACGUGACAAAUUCUUCUCGGCGAAAACCCGUCCGGUCCGUCGACGGACGGAACCAGUCAACGGAACCCCCACCACCCCACUAACGUCUAGAAUAAUUAUCUACUAAUAAUUAUCUAAACAACAAAUAAUUAACGCUUUAUUCAUUUAUAUUAUAAACUGUUUUUCUUUCUUUAUUA
Molecule: messenger RNA, 2260 nt
Organism: Cotesia glomerata
Lineage: Eukaryota; Metazoa; Arthropoda; Insecta; Hymenoptera; Braconidae
Product: E3 ubiquitin-protein ligase KCMF1-like
Exons: 9
Coding region: 356-2167 (603 amino acids)
Biological process (GO): synaptic signaling
Cellular component (GO): plasma membrane
Molecular function (GO): zinc ion binding
Source: RefSeq, a predicted model, not a curated record